GGAGCCUCGCUCUGUCAUAAUGUUACUGCAUACAGAUUAAAUACAUGACUUUUUAUUUUAGCAGGUUAACGUACAGUAGCUUCAUGUGGAACUGAAUGUAACUGAAGGUGACGGCUAACCAGCGAGCUAACAUUACCGUUAGCUACCCUGUCAGAGCUGACGACGAAGGAAACAACCAAGUGUUCUUUAUGUUUCACGGAUGAAAUCAGUGCUCACUGGGGGAACGGCAGUGUUUUUCAAGAGGACAGAAAUGUGUCUCGUGGACUCGGACGUCUCGUCGAAGAAGACACAAAACAAGGACUCGUGAUAAACAACAGCUCUGUGUUGACAUUUGCGUUGCAUCCUUUGGAUAUUUUAUGCUAACAGUGGCUGUGGACGGAUGUUGGCUAGCUUCAUAGGUCGCUACAGCUUGUAUUUUAGAUAGACGAAGAUAAAUUUACUUUUAGCAUCACUAAACAAGGUAUAAGUGAUUUGCAUAUUAUCGUUAAGAUGUUAGCAGAGAGCUCCCGUGGGCAGCAGCUAUGACGCUCGGUGUAGCCGCAGGGUUAUGUCACUGUCAGGCUAACAGAUAGCUCGCUGUCUGCAGACGCUUCCUGUCUUUGCAUGGUCAUGUCCAGCUCGGGUGGAAUCAUGUAACGUUAAACUGUCCCUCUGAACAGGUUAGGUGACCGGGGACACACAGUGUGGUAGCGGAGGGUAACGUAAAGCUGGAUUGCAGCUAUCCAACUGGGUCAAAGACUGACAGCUGGCACCCAUACAGUUCAGCUCAGGAUUGUCGUUGGCCAUGCUCAGAGCCGUCUGUCCAGUGUGACAUUACAAACAACUUGUUUAGAAGGCACGUGAAUGCAUCAUGUCCUCACUGCAUCUCGUCUUUAUGCAAUAAGGAACAUCAGAGCAGCCUGUCAUGAAGUAAAUCCGUAGUGCAGGAAGCAGCAUUACCAGGACCGACAGCAUCAUCUGCUCUGGGAUUAUUUUCUGAAGAGACCAACAACGUUUGACAUCAGCUGGACCACCAGCCCGUCAUAAUGGAGACUGUGGGAGAUUUUGAGUACAGCAGGAAAGACCUGGUUGGACAUGGAGCCUUUGCUGUGGUGUUCAAAGGGAGACACAGGAAGAAGACCGAUUGGGAGGUUGCCAUCAAGAGCAUUAAUAAGAAGAACCUGUCCAAGUCCCAGAUCCUUCUUGGCAAAGAAAUCAAAAUCCUGAAGGAGCUGCAACAUGAAAACAUUGUGGCACUUUACGAUGUCCAGGAAAUACCCAACUACGUUUUCCUGGUCAUGGAGUACUGUAAUGGAGGGGAUCUUGCCGACUAUCUGCAAGCCAAGGGGACACUAAGAGAAGACACAUUAAGGGUUUUCCUCCAGCAGAUUGCUGCUGCCAUGCGCAUCCUCAACAGCAAAGGAAUCAUCCACCGUGACCUGAAACCACAGAACAUCCUGCUGUCGUAUGUGGGUCGCAAGAAGUCCAACAUUAGCGGCAUCCGCAUCAAAAUAGCUGACUUUGGCUUUGCACGGUACCUCCAGAGUAACAUGAUGGCAGCCACACUCUGUGGGUCACCUAUGUAUAUGGCCCCAGAGGUCAUCAUGUCCCAGAACUAUGAUGCCAAAGCCGACUUGUGGAGUAUAGGGACGGUCAUCUACCAGUGUCUGGUUGGCAAGCCACCUUUCCAGGCCAAUAGUCCCCAAGACCUGAGGAUGUUCUACGAGAAGAACAAGAAUUUACAACCUGUCAUCCCAAGGGAGACAUCCCAACAACUUGGUGACCUUUUGCUCGGGCUGCUGCAAAGGAAUCAGAAAGACAGGAUGGACUUUGAUGCGUUUUUCAGCCAUCCAUUCCUGGAGCCUUCAUCCACCAUUAAAAAAUCGUGUCCGGUGCCAGUCCCCAGCACCUCCAGCGCAGUGACGGACAGCUCAUGUGGUAGCUCCCCAUGCAUCCGCUACAACUCACCUCCUUCUCUCCCAGACAUGCAGACACUAGCAGAAGAUGGUCUUUCAUCCCCUCCGCUCGGCUCGCCCAACUUCCUGCAGCUGUCUAAAGAGUCUGCAGGCAGCACCAGCAGCAAAAACUCGUCCUGUGACACUGACGACUUUGUCCUGGUGCCUCAUAUCUCCACUGACAGCUAUGACCAGCCAGUUGGAGCGGGGCGUCGGCCGUCCAGUGAGUUCCUCAUGUGUGGAGGGCAGCUGCAGCCCAUCCCCGGACAGACAUCCAUGGUGUCCCCACGGGCCGAGACCACCCCCAUUCCUGUUCCCACCCAGAUCCGCAACUACCAGCGCAUCAAGCAGAACCUCUCCAGCAGUCCGACAACCACGCUGUACAGCUCCCCGAGGUCUGGCACAGUGAGGCGCUCCAACACCAGUCCUAUGGGGUUUCCCAAGGUGGGCUCAGGGUCCCCCAGCUCUGCAGAUGUUCCUCAGACAGUAGGCAGGCGCCUCUCCACCGGCAGCUCCCGUCCCUACUCCCCCUCGCCUCUGGUGGGCACUAUUCCCGAGCAGCUGGGUCACUGCUGCUGUCACCUGCAGAGCCAUGAGCCUCGUAGCCGCAGCUCCUCAGGAGGUUCCCCAGUCCCAUCUUCUCAGCUCCUGGGGGCCCGGCUCCAGAGCGCCCCCACCCUGACUGAGGUUUACCAGACCAGGCAGAAACUGCACAAGCAGCUGUCAGACCCUGUUCAGCCGUCCUCCUCCUCCUCCUGCAAUCAUUCCCCUCAGCUCGGCCGACCAGUGAACCUGGGCUCCUCCCCCACCAAGCUCCUGGGUUCCUCCCCCCGCACGUCAGACUGGCUGCAGAAGUCCCCACUGCCAACCAUCAUCGGCUCCCCGACUAAGACCAUUUCGGCACCGUUUAAGAUCCCCAAAACACAGGCAUCCUGUAACUUGAUGGCACUGGCGGACAGCCCUGUGCCAACCAAGACGUUGGCGGACGCCCGGGAUAUCUGUGCCCACCAUUGCAGCCCGUACCUCAGUGGGCGCCCGGCUGCUCCCGAGGCCAGCAGGACCUUCGGCAGGUCUGUGAGUACAGGUCGUCUGUCUGAGCAGCCAAUCAGAAUCACUUUGGGUGGACAGGCCUAUCAGGGCAGCACUGACAGCCUGAACGCAGAGCGACCCAUGGACACAGCCCCUGCAGGUCCCAGUGGGCUGGUUCACGGAGGUUCAGCGAGUCCUCGUACCGUCCUUUUCACCGUGGGUUCACCGCCAAACAACAGCACUCCUCCUACCUGCAGUCAUCUGGGCACACGACCACGCACCACCUCGGUGGGCUCCAACAGUUCAGCUGGCUCCCUGUGUUCCACCAGUGGUCGGGUCUAUGUCGGCUCUCCUCCAGGCAUGGCUAUGGGCUCCUCUCCUCCAGGAGGUUUUGGGGCUGGGCAGGUUGUCCCUGGGACUGAGGGGGCACCCAGCAGCCUGCGCUAUGUUCCCUAUGGGACCUCCCCUCCCAGCUUAGAGGGAUUCAUCACAUUUGAGGCCCCUGAGCUGCCCGAGGAGACUCUCAUGGAGCGGGAGCACACAGACACCCUGAUGCACCUCAGGAUGAUGCUGUCAUUCACUGACUGCGUACUGGAGAUGGCAGCAGUGCGAGCCGGAGGAACGGAGCUCGGCGUGUCGGCUGCCUCCCUCUACCCUCCGCAGGACAGUGUGGUUGUGGACCAGAUCAGCCAGCUCAGCAAAGAGUGGGGGCAGGUGGAGCAAUUGGUGCUCUACAUGAAGGCAGCUCAGCUCCUGGCUUCCUCUCUCCAUCUGGCCAAGGCUCAGAUCAAAUCAGCCAAGCUCAAUCCUUCCACUGCCGUCAAACAGGUGGUGAAGAGUCUGAAUGAGCGUUACAAAAGCUGCAUCUCCCUCUGCCGGCGGCUCACCGACAAACUCAACCACUUCUUCUCCGAUAAGCAGCGCUUUGUAGAUGAAAUCAACAGCGUCACUGCAGAGAAGCUCAUCUACAACCAUGCAGUGGAGAUGGUUCAGUCAGCAGCUCUGGAUGAGAUGUUCAAGCAAACAGAGGAUAUAGCCUACCGCUACAGCAAGGCCGCCAUGCUGCUGGACGGCCUGUCCAAGAUCCUACAGGACCCUACUGACAUCGAGAACGUGGUCAAGUACAAGGCGAGCGUAGACCGCAGGAUCUCCGCCCUCUGCUACUGCACUGUCACACUCUAUGAGUAGCAGCCCACACGCACACGCACGCACACACACACACACACCCACCCCCACAGGGACCAUGUCCUAAAACUAUUGACUAGCAUCGUCAUAAAGCUGCUGUUCCCUCCUGUAGCAGUUGAAGCACUUUUCAGCACCUUGACAGCUUUCAUCUGUAUUUCUCAUCAUCCGGGCUGCAUCACAGACUGAAUGCUGACCAGCAACUGAUGCACAAACUUCCAACCAAAGACGACAAUGGAUGCAGAAACAAAAGGCUGAAACCAGAUGUGGAUGUAAUGCAUGAACUUUCAGGUGCGUUUUCCUUGAACGCUAUGAUGGUGGAAAACCAUCUGAUCAACAAUAAAACAAACUAAUGUCCAUCUUUCAGGAUAUCAUGUGUUUUUACCAGAAGAGACGGACGAUGGACAGGACUAUGAGACAGUGUGGUGGUCUUUAAGAGACUCCUCAUGAAGCAGUUCGUGUUUUUUUUAACCUGCUUAUUAUAUGAUAUCAGUGGUAAUUUACUCUGUGUUUAAGUUGUUAUUAUCUUAUUUAUUGGUUCAGAAGAACAUGGAUGUUUGAUUUUCCUGCCUAUCUUGAACCUCAAGUAUUGGAGUGAAAAGAAAUGGAAGAAUUGAGCAAAAGGCUUACGGCCAAUCACUGUAACAGAUCCAGCAGCAUGGAUUUUUACACAAAACAAACUCUUGUUACAGAAAUCAGACAGCCAUGUGAGCAACAGAACCUGGAGAUUUGCUUGUUUUUUAUUUUUCUUGUGUUAGCUCAAGCACUUUACUGCGGACUGAGAGAAAGAGACGUGUGUCUGUACCAGUUCUGAAGAUAGAAAUGUGAAGCCUGAUCACUCCUGCUCCCACCCUCAAAACUCAUGUGCUCUGUAUGCAUGAUAAACAAGUCCAACGAAUGCAUACAUUUCCCACAAGGCGAACAAGCAAGGAAACUUGUCUGGGAAUCAGUGCUGUCAGCCAAAAUCAGCUGGCUACAGCCCAGCUUUGUGGGGCCUCCUCAGUCCUGAUCAGCGAAAUGUUUAGCAGAACCACUUUUCUCUUGUUAGCUGGUUUACAUGAAUAUAUUUGAAGGGGCAUGUCACAGAUUUUACAGCUGAAAAUCAGUUUACUUGACACAGGGAGGCCGCAUCAGCCUGUGAAUUGAAAAAAUAUCCUCUGUGAGUCCGACAGGAGCUUUCUGAAGUCUGAGUGUCAUUCAGAUGAUGUCAUGACGGCCAUCUUAAUUUUGGCUUGAAGAUUUCAACUUUUUUAACAGAUAAGUAUAAAGUGUUAUAAACAGGCAGUGUGGAGUUAGAAAAAUCUAGGCAUUACCACAAAAGAAAAGUAGAACGGCAGAUAAAAUCAGGUUGCAUUAUGAGAGAUGGAGGUUAUUGGAGUGUUUUAGGAUCUUGACCCAUAGUAGAAAUUUAAGUAAGGAUUAGGGCUGUCAGCGGUGCGAUAUAGGUGCACAACAUGUAAUAUUUUGUUAAUUGCCAGCUGGCAUUCCUGUCUUUAACAGGCUGUACCAGGCUGAGUUUUAGAGCUACUGGAGAAACUAGAAGACCCGAUAAAUCAGGUUGUACCAUGUCAUGCUAGCUUCUCAGGAAGGGGGAUAAAUAAAGCUCCAAAGUUAGGCUAAGUUUUGGCAAUUUAAAAACAGAAUGGCCACUUCACAGGGGUCCCUUGACCUCUGACCUCCAGGUAGCUUAAUGAAAAUGGAGUCUGUGGUUACCCAUGAGUCACCCCUUUAUAGACACUUCAUGCUAGUCCUAUGCAGAUUUUUGCUGUCAUUUGAUUCCUAUUUAAGACAAUCUGCAACAAUUGCUUUACCUUGUCAAUAUGAACUUCAUAAUUGUUUUGUAACACAAAAUAAUGGAUUUGAAAACAUGAUUUUAAAAAUGUGAUUAAUUGCAAUUAAGUAUUGAAAUUCUACAAUGAAUUUUGAUUUAAAAAUGAAUUGUUUGACAGCCCUAGUAAGGAUAUAUCAACCUGUGUAGCUUCAAAUGUGAUUGUUGGAAUAUCCCUUAAACUCCAGAUACAGUAGGUAUAUCUGGGAUAUGAAAAAUUAUUAUAUGGGCUAUAAUUUGCACAUAGCCCAUUUUAAGGCUAACCUUUUCUUUUCCACUGACAUGACAGAUGUAGGUGUUCUUAAAAAUUAAACCAACUUUAUUUAAAAAAAGACUUCAAAUCUCAGAAGGACAGGGCAGAGGAGCUAACAUCACCUCUCUAAACCCUGGUGGAGUGAAUAGUGAAACUGAAUGGUCACAUUACUUGACAAGUUAUCUUAAUAUGUUUCAUUUGACUAAAAUACUACAGCUUUUUAUGUUCUGUCAGUAUCUGUAGCUCAUUUUUAACAAAACUUGAUGUUUGCAAAUGUGUACAUAUUUGUGUGUAGUGCAUGUGAUGAUUACUUUGCCCUCUUUUUGGGAGGGGAGUGAGUGCGUGUGAGAUCACAGUUUGAGUUUAGGGGGCGUUGAUGCUAGCAUCAGAUGGCCUGCUUGCCAGUCAAAGAGCACAAAUCUUUCUAUGUACAUAAAUGACUUUGAUACAUUUUAUUCAUGUCUGCCAAGGGUUUGAUAAGGAAACCUAUUUUGGCACAACAGGGGUGCCAAAACUCAUGGCAGCUCCAAAACUUUCCAGAGAACUCUUUCUACCAGGACUGUUCAUUGUUAAGAUCAACACAUUUGUUCAAAUAAUCUUCUGAGAUGAGUGUGAUGUCUUCAGAUUUCAUACUCCAUUUCCCAAAUGUUGUGAUGCUUGAUCAAUCACAAUCUGCACUGCCUAACAUCCCCUCUGUCCCUCUGCCUCCCCUCAACUCAUCUGCUGUGCUCCCAACGGUGUAUGUACUGUAUGUGUGAGUGUAUAUAGACACGCGUGUGCUUGCCAGGUGUGCAUUAAGGCCAGUAGUAUACAGUUCAUGAUGGAAAAGGAGGAGCCAUCUUGUGAAAGCACACGAAGGCGUCCUCCUGUGUACAGGUGUGAAUACAUUCUUUCUCUGUAAAAAUGUAUAAAUGCAUUCACAGGCACCCACUGCUCUCUGGGCCUGUUUCUCUCAUGUACUGUUCUUUUUUUAAAACAUAUCGGGGUUUCCGUUUCUCUCGUCCUUGUCAUGAGCACUCUGAACCACACAAAGCCUUUUACUGUUAACAGAGUGACGAGGGAGGGACGAAUAAAGCUGAUGGAAAGCCGCCGGAGUGUUUGCUCUGUACUGUUCUGUCCAUGGACUGUGUUUAGAUGAAGCAUGGGUACAAAGUCUGCAUUUUACCCUGUAGAACCUUUAGAACCUUGAUUGUAUGUACCAUUGUUUUGCGCCUCUCCAGCUUGAUCUGAAUGCAUUCUGAAAAAAAUCUGCCAUCAGACUCAUGACCCUGAAAAUGCAACACUUUCCAAGCACCAAUUUUUCAAAGAGAAAUGUUAAUGUUAUACUUGUGCCCUUCACCAGGGCUGUCUGUCUUUGUUAUUAAAAAGAGACAAAAAUAAAAUGUUUUGCUGUG
Molecule: messenger RNA, 7620 nt
Organism: Plectropomus leopardus (leopard coralgrouper)
Lineage: Eukaryota; Metazoa; Chordata; Actinopteri; Perciformes; Serranidae
Gene: ulk2
Product: unc-51 like autophagy activating kinase 2
Biological process (GO): piecemeal microautophagy of the nucleus; autophagosome assembly; protein autophosphorylation
Cellular component (GO): autophagosome; phagophore assembly site; cytosol
Molecular function (GO): ATP binding; protein serine/threonine kinase activity
Source: RefSeq, a predicted model, not a curated record